GAUUCUAAGUCAUCUGUACAAACUGAUGUUAACGCGAUAAGCGAAAAAUUAUAAAAACUCUUUGAUUUAUUGUAAAGAAAAUCAAGAGUGACAGGCAUACAUACUUGUUUGUAUUUAUUUUAAUAUUUUGAAAUUUUAAUUUAUUGUUAAAGAGUAGGUUUAGAUGAUUCAUAUUAUUUGAAUUAAUUAACCAUUUUAUAUUCUACUUUCUUAUUUUUUAAUUGUUUAAAAUAUUGCAAUUUUGGUGAAUUUAUUAAAGAUAACUGA
Molecule: messenger RNA, 267 nt
Organism: Tetrahymena thermophila SB210
Lineage: Eukaryota; Ciliophora; Oligohymenophorea; Hymenostomatida; Tetrahymenidae
Exons: 1
Source: RefSeq, a predicted model, not a curated record